This is a messenger RNA of Trypanosoma grayi, 915 nucleotides long. RefSeq names its product dual specificity protein phosphatase. Bases 1 to 915 code for a protein of 304 amino acids. The transcript has a single exon. Lineage: Eukaryota; Euglenozoa; Kinetoplastea; Trypanosomatida; Trypanosomatidae. Gene Ontology annotation, cellular component: cytosol. Gene Ontology annotation, biological process: protein dephosphorylation. Gene Ontology annotation, molecular function: protein tyrosine/serine/threonine phosphatase activity. The record is from RefSeq and is a predicted model, not a curated record.
AUGAGGAAGAAGACACCGGCCUUCAGCGCAACUGUUGUCCCGCCGCAACCUCGGCGGGAGACCACGCUCUCUGACGCGGAGCUUCGGCGGGUGUUUGCUAUCCUCCGCUUCAUUGCACAGCGCCCAGCGCCUAAUGACGGCAGCAGCAGCAGCAACAGCGGCAGCGGCGGUGACGCCAACGACAGCCAGUGCGCAGACGCUGCCAAUCCGGGUGCGGUAAAGGCGCCCAGCAAGAAGACCGCCAACAAGCCGCACAUCCCUGAGAGUGUGGCUGAGCCACUUGAGAAAUUCCGCAUGUCGGUAACAAACUUGUCGGUACAGGCGGAGGAGAUCCAGCAGGCCCGCGUGUCACUCUGCACCGUGCUGCUGCAGACCUAUCCGAACGAUGCGGCCGAGGUGGAGUGGCUGUGUGGUCGUGACAUGUUUGCCGAGGACCCGCGAGCAGAGUCUCUGCCGGGAUUCAUGCGAAACGAUGUGUACGCACUGCAGGCAAUGCACGAAAUCCUACCGGGGCUGUACGUCGGCUCGUACCACCCAGCAUCAGAUAAGGCCAACCUUCAGAGCCACAAUAUCACUCAUGUGCUCUGUUGUAUCAACGUGACACCGCGGUUCCCGCAGGACUUCGAAUAUAUGACGCUCCCUGCAGAUGACGCGCCAGGGUACAACAUCGCGAAGUUUUUCCCCCAAACAUUUGACUUUGUUGAGAACGCACUCAAUAAGCAUUCUGCGAUACUGGUACACUGCGGUGCCGGUAUCUCUCGUGCCCCAACAAUCACCGCUGCGUAUCUUAUUAGAAAAUUGCGCAUUACGGCUGCUGCCGCCAUUGCAUUUAUUCAGCGGAGGCGCCGCGUGGCCUCGCCCAAUACGGGUUUCCGCCAGCAGCUUCGCACGUAUCAGGAGAAGCUUGAUAUUUAG